AAAAUUUUUUGCGCAUGUCCGAAUAUUCUGUUCGGUUCACACGUAUACACAAUGAAUUUGUGUGCGUCGCCGAAUGUUUCCGAGCCCCGACUCGAAUAAUAAUUCGGACAUGCGCAAAAGAUUUUUGUCGAGCAGUAUGACUGCGACAGAGAGAUUGUCUGCACCGUAAUGAAUCCGAACAAAAUCAUACCCUAUGCGCAAUAUAGUAGUAUUAAAUAUAUGAUUGUAUUUAUUUUCAAAGUUAAUGCUUCAAAACCUAUCAUAACUCAAAUGUAAGGUUAGGACAGCACUUAUAUUUUUGUUAUUUUUCAAGAUCUUAAACUGGCUGAUGUUGCUGUUCAUUUUCAACAAAAACAACAAUUACUACCUACAUCAGUCAAUAGAUAAUGUGUUUGAAGUGGAAUUUUUCUUUUCAUUUUGUUAACUGUUAUUAACAAAUUUAUUGUUUUAAUAAUUUUAUUCAGUACAAAAUUCAGUAAGCACCACAUCCACAACAUUAACAAUACAUACUGAUACAUACAUAGAAAAGUGUAAAAAAAAGUAUACAUGAGACUGGUUAUUUUUUAGGGAUUCCUAGGGAGAUUUUUAAUUUUUAUGGAUUCACUCUGAUUAUGGCCAAAAAGGACCGCGGUCCCCCUACGGAACGCACCCUAAGUCCGACACAUCGCUUCACAUUCAAUAACAAUAUUAUUACUUGUUAUUGUUUAAAAAAAUUGAAUAAGCAUGGAUUUAAGCAAAACAAAUAAAAGAACCACAUCAGAUCGGAUUAGUGAAUCAGAUAAUGAUAAUGAUCAUCAAAAUGUUCAUGAAAAAAAAAAGAAGGUAGAAGCACCUCCUUUGUGUCCUUAUCUCGAUACAAUAAAUCGUCAAUUAUUAGAUUUUGAUUUUGAAAAAUUAUGUUCAAUAUCAUUGUCACAAAUAAACGUUUAUGCAUGUCUUGUUUGUGGUAAAUAUUUUCAAGGCAGAGGAACAAAUACAUAUGCUUAUACACACAGUGUUGCUGAGGGUCAUCAUGUAUUUUUAAAUCUUCAUACGUUAAAAUUUUAUUGUCUACCUGAUAAUUAUGAAAUUGUUGAUCAUUCAUUGAAUGACAUAAAAUAUGUUUUCAAUCCGACAUUUAGUGAAAAACAAAUAAGAGAACUUGAUACAACUAGUAAACGCUCACGAGCUAUUGACGGUACAAUGUAUUCAACUGGAAUUGUUGGAAUGAAUAAUAUCAAAGCCAAUGAUUAUUGUAAUGUUAUUUUACAAAGUUUAUCACAUGUAACACCACUACGUAAUUUUUUUCUUCGUAAAUCAAAUUGUUUGAUGGUUGAAGAACCACAUGAACGGUUAAUACAAAGAUUUGGUGAGUUGAUGAGAAAAUUAUGGAAUCCAAGAAAUUUUAAGGCUCAUGUUAGUCCACAUGAAAUGUUACAAGCUGUUGUAUUAGCUAGUAAUAAAAAGUUCAAAUUCACUGAACAAGGUGAUCCUAUUGAUUUUUUAUCAUUUUUUUUAAGAUCUGUUGAUCUUGCAUUAAAAAAGCUAGAAAAUCCAAGUAUUAUUGAUCGAACAUUUUUGGGACAUAUGAGAAUUCAUAAACGUAAAAUUCCACCACUUGAACUUGAAGAAAGUCAUAAAAGGGAAUUAUUAAAUACUGUUGAGUACAGUGAGACUGUUGAAGAAAAAUCAUUUCGUUAUUUAACAUGUGAUUUACUACCACCACCAUUAUUUAAAGAUCAACAGACCGAGAAAAUUCCCCAGGUCAAUUUGUAUAAACUUUUAGAGAAAUUUAAUGCAACCACUGAAAGAAAAUAUGAAACACCCAAAGGAAAUUUAAUGAAACGCUUUGAGAUAACUCAAUUACCACCAUAUUUAAUUCUCUACAUAAAGAGAUUUACAAAAAAUACAUUUUUUGUUGAGAAAAAUCCAACGAUUGUUAAUUUUCCUAUCAAAAACCUUGAUUUUGGAGAUAUACUGACACCAGAAGUAAAAGCAAAACAUCCAUGUACAACUUAUGAUUUAGUUGCUAACAUUGUUCAUUUUAGUGGAUCUGCACAAGGUACAUAUCGAGUACAUGUAUUGCACAAAGGCAGUGGACAAUGGUACGAAUUACAGGACCUUCAUGUUACCCCAAUAUUACCAGAAAUGAUAAAACUCUCAGAAGCUUACAUACAGAUUUAUGAACUUCAAAAAGAAAACAGUCUAUCAGAUAACAAUGACAACAAAUAAAAUUAAAACUUUUAUAAAUUAUUUUCAAUAAAAUAAAUUAAUAAUGAUACUUUA
Aphidius gifuensis is the source of this 2265-nucleotide messenger RNA. Its product is annotated as U4/U6.U5 tri-snRNP-associated protein 2-like. Gene Ontology annotation, molecular function: zinc ion binding; cysteine-type deubiquitinase activity. Gene Ontology annotation, biological process: protein deubiquitination; spliceosomal complex assembly; mRNA processing. Lineage: Eukaryota; Metazoa; Arthropoda; Insecta; Hymenoptera; Braconidae. The record is from RefSeq and is a predicted model, not a curated record. The transcript has 7 exons. The coding region runs from base 724 to 2211 and encodes 495 amino acids.